GCGUUUAUAUAAUGGAUAAUGGGGGCUUUCCUGGGAACAAUCCAAGAUUAUGGAGAGAGUAGUACAACUCAUGGAAUCAAAUACAUUGUUGAGAGAAGACAAGUAUUUGUUCACAGGGUUCUAUGGUUUCUUAUAGUUGGUCUAGCGAUCCUUUUUGCUGCUUACCUUUCUAACAAUGCAUACAACUCCUGGCAGAAUGAUCCGAUUAUCACGACUGUGUCUACAACAGCGCUUCCCAUCAACACUCUCAGCUAUCCGGCCAUCACAGUGUGUGGCCAGGGAAUGGCUACUGACACCUUGGAGAAAGUUCUCGAGGAACAAUUUCAACAAUAUUUAGUUGAUGCAGGAGUAAAUAUUAAUGGUAGCGUAGAAAAAAUAACCCCCGCAGAGCAGAAAGAAUGGAGGGAAAGACAUCAAAAAGAAAGUUUCCCAGGAUUAACAGUUCCCCUGGCGGAUGUGGCGAGUUUAAUGACAGCUCCAAACCCUGCAGCUGCUCUGGGGGCUAAAGCUGUGUCUGUGGCAGCUGACGACGCGAGAGCUCCAAGUGUAGUGCUCGGUAUAACAAGUCGUCCUAUAAUCGUCAUUAAGAAUAAUCGAACCAAAAAAGCUAUUCGUCGAUAUAAUGAAAGAUUUCACGCACUGUCGACCUUGUCAACUCUACGGGGUGGAUGCCCACCAGGCUGGGUAUCUACAACAACCAGUGCAUACUACUACUCUACAUACUGCUACAAGGUUCUACCUGGAUUAUAUAGUCUGGAAGAAGGGAAGAAAGCAUGUAAAGAAGAAGAACCUAAAUCUAUUUUGCUAGAAUUUGAAACUAGAAGCGAGGUUGAUGAUAAUCAGUUGUGUUANGGACGAAAGAGCGAGGGUUACAUGUGGGCGGAAAAGGAUUCAUACGUCUUGAAACAAGCAACGGUAUCAGAAUCAGUAAAAUCGUCUUCCUUAUAUUUCGAAUUUGUGUUAACAAAGUUAUUUUGUUUUAGUUGGCCGAUGUUAAGAAUAGUUCCUAUGCCAUGUGAUGGUGCCGCGAAGGUGAUUUGUACAGCUGAUGCAACAGCUGUCAGACGUAGGAGAAAAGCUGAAAUAUUAGAUUUGGCUAAGAAUGAAAGUGACACUGAUUCAUAUUUCAUCCAAGAGGAAUCAGAAAUCCCAGAAUCACGUGUACGACGGGAGGUGAAAGCUCCAAAGUUCGAUGUAUUUCUUAACCCGGAGAAACGACCAGCUCAGGAAGAAAUAGAAAAACGGCUCUCACAAAAAUUCAAGGCUGUGUUUAAAAGCAUGAAUUUAACUCACAGCUUCCCAAGUAUUUUUCAAAUGCUGUGGCACAGCAUUAACCCUUGCUUCGAUAUCAGGAAGUGGACCUCGGACUACAGGGAUGAAAAAUCUACUAUUAAACGCUGUUGGUGGAAAGGGGUUCCGGUCAACUGUACAGCAAUAUUUAAAACUAACCCUACAGAUAGAGGAAUGUGCUGUACAUUUAAUGCCCGGGCCGCUGAGGAUAUUUAUAAGGACACAAUGUUCACAAGAUCAGUUGCUGCAACCCAGAAAAUGAAUCUUCUAAACUCCUUCGAGGAAGCAAACCUGCCUCCUGGCUUUGAAUCAGGGGAAGAACCAACUCCUGAAAUAGGUAAGAAUCGCGGAUUAACAAUUAUGGUGGAUUCUCACGCUAACAUUCUUUCCCCUGGUACGGUUGGAGACGACUUCGAAGGUUUUUUAUCUGUAGUCAACUCUCCAGCUAAAUUUCCUUCAAUAACAGAAAAGGGAUUCGUGAUUAGACCAGGGCAUGAAAAUCUGGUAGCAAUGGGUGCUGUGGAUACUAUUGCAGAUGAUAGCAUUAGAGGGAUUCCUGCAUCAAAAAGAAACUGUUAUUUUCAAGAUGAAUAUCCCCUGUCUAUGCACAAACUGUACUCCCAAUCUGGUUGUGUAUUCGAGUGUUUACUGGAGUUUGGAAAAUCCUUGCCAACUAGUGGAGGGUGUACACCUUGGUUCUAUCCAACAAGAGACACGAAGAUGUGUGACCCUUGGCAGACAAAUGCAUUUAUUAAAGGAAUAUUUGGUGGAGCUGCUAGUCGAUCUUGUAACUACUGUUUACCAGAUUGUGCUAGUACUACUUACUCUAGUUCAGUUUCUGCUACACCACUCAGGAGGUGUGAUACUAAAAACAUUGGAUUAUCUUUGCUUUGUAAAUUUACCGACGACCUUCCGCAUCCUAAAAUGUGGUCGGAGCAGGUUGUGGCUGAGUAUAAAAGACUGUAUCCAGAUGAAGACCUCCCGCUUUUUAUUCAGGAGAUUGAGAAAAGAAGUUCAAAAAGACAGUAUUUGGAUCCGAAAAAGGUUAAAACUGAAGCAAUAUUUGACGGUAAGCUUUUCAAUUUUCAAUGCAAUAACUAUACUGUAUUCUAG
Messenger RNA from Eurytemora carolleeae, 2403 nucleotides. RefSeq lists its product as uncharacterized. Gene Ontology annotation, biological process: sodium ion transmembrane transport. The record is from RefSeq and is a predicted model, not a curated record. Lineage: Eukaryota; Metazoa; Arthropoda; Copepoda; Calanoida; Temoridae. Gene Ontology annotation, cellular component: membrane. Gene Ontology annotation, molecular function: ligand-gated sodium channel activity. The coding region runs from base 19 to 2403 and encodes 794 amino acids. The transcript is spliced from 28 exons.